Sphaerulina musiva SO2202 is the source of this 630-nucleotide messenger RNA. RefSeq lists its product as uncharacterized. Bases 77 to 499 code for a protein of 140 amino acids. The record is from RefSeq and is a predicted model, not a curated record. NCBI's taxonomy places the organism in Eukaryota, Fungi, Ascomycota, Dothideomycetes, Mycosphaerellales, Mycosphaerellaceae. The transcript has 2 exons.
GCAUACGGGAUAUCUUGAUCUACCAUUCGACAGUGAGUAGAGCGUGACGCCUGCUACUGCUGCCGAACCAUCGCUGAUGCUGCUUUUCCAGGUCAGCUUCUCCGCACAUACCGUCAUCGGCACCGUCCUGUUCGCAUUCGCAUGGCUGCAACCAUUCCUUGGAGUGGCACACCACUACAUCCUCCUCAGCACCAACAAGCGCACCUUGAUGUCAGCGAUGCACAUCCUCUUUGGCAGGAUCUUGAUCAUUUUGGGGAUGAUUAAUGGAGGACUCGGUCUUGCACUGGCGGAGCAAAGCACCCGAGCCGAGAACAUCAUCUAUGGCACGCUGGUUGGUAUCAUAUGGGUGGCAUACACCCUCGUCACUCUAGGGUAUGAGGUCAAGCGAGACAAUCAAGCGCAAUGGGCUCUUAAAAGGGCCGGGAGUACAGAUGACAGCGAGCGUUCAACCAGUAUCAAGCAGGUCUCUGGCGAGGUUGUGAAGUCGGAGAUGUUGUAGCUGCAAACGGGAGACGAAGUCCAUGUAUACCUGAUGUUCACAACGUUUUCGCACCAGGCCAGCUCACAUGUGUGUCACCAUUAUCGAUCCGGCAGCCACGCACUGAAGGAAGCAUUGCGAGGAAGGUCGAC